This is a messenger RNA of Daphnia pulex (common water flea), 3472 nucleotides long. RefSeq names its product cell wall protein DAN4-like. Lineage: Eukaryota; Metazoa; Arthropoda; Branchiopoda; Diplostraca; Daphniidae. Bases 2196 to 3128 code for a protein of 310 amino acids. The transcript has 11 exons. The record is from RefSeq and is a predicted model, not a curated record.
UCUUCACUGUUCACUGUUCAGUACUCAGCAGUAGGAUAGGAUCUGCCGAUCUGGUAGGAUUAGCAUAUAGCCUCACUGCUCACCGCCCAUUCACACGAGGCGAGUACUUACUAGAAAACGGCAAAACCAACUAAAAGCCUUGUUUCCAGUAGGCCCGAAGAAAAUGUUAUCUGCGGUUAAACUUGAGGUGACGAAUCUGAUGAGCAGCGAUUCUAGGGCAACAUAUAUACUUUUUGGGGACUCGAAAGUUCGAAACGUUCUCAAGGAUUUCUGUUUCGAAGGGAAUAUUAGUGAAGUGGAUAUAGUGACUAAGGUUCUCUUAUUGGGUUGUGGUGAUCUAAGAGAUGUUUUUUAAGCAACAACUUCAAAGAAUCCUCAAAAUUUAGAGAUUCAUCUCAGUAAUUUUCAUCCUUCUAUCUUGGCUCGAAAUAUCAUAAUUUUGAAAAUUGUGUCAGCACAUGAUUUCAAUCCUGAUAACAAUGAAGAUUUUGGUUGUGGGAUGUGUGGUACAAUAUCGAUUGGCCAGAUGAAACUAGGAAGAGGUUUCUUUCUGUUGUAAAGGAGUUGAUGAAUGAGAAAUUACCAGAUAGUGUAUCAAUUUCAAACAAUAGUCACCUUGAAAAAUUUAAGAGUUUGUGGACUACCUGGCAUUUUGUUUCCUCUAAAAACAAAACUGAUUCUGAAUCACUCUUGAGAAAAGUCUGGGGACAAAGGAAUCAAUGCUUGUUGGACGUGUGGGAUGUCUUGCAUCCAGGACAUUUACAAGAGAAAGCACAACAAACAAAUGCUGAUCUCUUCACUACCUCAGUAAAUGAACUGGCUGAGCAGUUUCUAAAUCAUGCAGAGUUCAUUGGAUUGGCUCCUUGUGUUCGAAAAAAGAUUUGAGUCAGAAGAACAGUACACCCUUAGGAUUGCCAUUGAAUGUGAUGGAAACGUUUCAGGAUUGAAGAUAUCCACUAACGAGCAGGCCCCCUGUGAAUCCUGCCAUGACUUCACAGUUUCAUUGACUUAACCCAGCAAAAUCAAACCGUUGUCGCUCAAAUUUCCAUUUCCGAUCCUUGCGAAAUAUGUUAAAGCGACGCUUCAUCCAAAAAGUCGAUUUGUUGUUGAAGAACUCUGCAGGAACCUUGGCCGUGCGAGUUUCACAACAAAAAGUCUAAAUGGAUAAUAGACGAUUUAGUGCCCUGGGAAAACGAGCCAUUCAACUCUGAAGAUAGAUUCAAGAAUGUGGAACACCAUCUGAUCGGUCAAUUUUUAUCGAAGGAUAUCAAGUCAGGCCAUUUACGUGAUUCAAAGAGUUCUGCUUUGGAUAACUUGCGCUUCAAGCUUGUAUUAUUGAUGUCCGGUGAUGCUGAAUUUGUCAGUUACGGUCGAAAUGACGAUUGGUACCUACUGAAACUCCAUCGGCCCCUUCUUACUUCCCCAACGGGAACUCCAAUUUUGCUGAUUACGGCUCUCCAUGAUAAUCUUACGCCAAAAUUUGGACCGAAAUUUUUUACGAUUAACCCAACUGUGCCUAAAAAAAAAGAAAUGGAUCAGUGUAAGAUUUUUGCGAAAGUUUUUCCAUUUGGGACACCCAAGGGCAUUAAGAUGGAAAUGGAUGCCGAGACCGAAGAAGAGUUUCAAUUGAUUCGUUUUCUCCUGCGUUUGAACUCCACUAGAAUCGAGCCCAGCAAAUGGCAGAAGAAGAAUAUUCCUCUAGGAGGUAGCAGUCCUUGGCUUGCUACUUUUUUUUCGCCUCUCUACCAGGAUUCCGUAUUGACGGAAAGCAUGGAUGAACCAGCUGAUGACGAGAAAUGCUGUGCCGCUUGUAAGAAAAUCCCUGAGAAGUUGAAGUUUUGCAGUCGUUGCCGUUCCACUGUUUACUGCAGUGUUGAGUGUCAACAUUCUCAUUGGCCAAUGCACAAACUCAUUUGCAAGAAAUUGUAAUUUGGUCGAAACUUAUUGCAGCUUAAUCCUAAAACAGUUUGUACCGGUACUCUGAGCUACCUGUGAGAUGUCGUGCCCCAUUAGCUCUAUAGCAAGUAGAGCACGUAAAAGCUACUGGCGGGGAGGAUCAUCCCGCUGGUUUUCGCGGUCUGGUUGAGGCAACAAACCUGUGCGUGAAUCAGUCUCGUGAGUGGACGACACCAGAUAACAAGCCUUAGGACUACUUCAAGGAAUUCUUGUUAAAAUCAGUCUCUUGUGCAAUCAACAUGCAGGAAUUCAUGUGUACGAGACGCAUUAUUCAAUUGGCGUUCAUGGUUUUGUUCCCCAGUCUGCUACAAGCUUCUUCCCUCUGGAUGUCCAACAACAAGCGCCGAAUAGAUUACGACCUGUGGACAGACCACACCUCCAACGUUGUGGAUGACUAUCAAUAUGUUGGCCAACAAAUUCUUUUCCUCGAAAAGCUCAUCAGCAAAGUGUCUCAAACGGCAGACAACAAACGAGUUGGAUACGAAGACUCGCAAACCGCUUGGUACAACGAGGUUCAUUCAAAUCAUCUUGAGAAUAAAAUUAGCCCAGAUUAUGACGACAAUGAAGAUAAAAAGUUCGAAUAUCAAAAGAAGAUAGUGCAGGCGAGUCUGAUUCUGGGUUCAGUUGGCUGGGCCUUUGGCAAAUUGGGUCUCAUUUCAGUCAUUUCGCCACGUGUGGUCGUGCAGGAUACCGCAACAUCAACAUCAAGUGCUUCAAUGCCAAUAACAUCAACAAUAUUGACCACUACUACCCCGAGGAACACUAUUAUUAAUAUAACACCAAGGAAGACCACGACGCCAGCAACAACAACUAAACCAACAACUGCAACAACUACAACGAAGACGACAACCAUUGCUCCAGUCACGUGUUCUACCACAACGUCCGAUGCAACUGGAACUUACAAAACGAUCCGAACUCCAGGGACACAAGUGACGCAGUGCCUUUCCAUCACAGUGGCUGUUGGCAGUAGAAUUAAAAUUACUUGCAGGGUCGUCUAUACGCAGUCCGGCACUUACACGGCGUUUUACGAUAACAGCGGCACAGCCAUAGUCACUACUUCCCCCGUCGUAAACCAAGUGUACACGACGACGGACAACACGCUGAUUAUCGAAUCCCUUGCCGACAGUUCCGCUUCCUCACCGCUUCGCUGCAAAUGGACAACUAUUCAAUAAAACGAACUGUAGAGCUCAAAGAAAACCUUUUCGUUGGUGCGUGAUUAUCAAGAUUCCAUUUUAAUUUUGCAUUAUCUUGCAGUCACAGUUAUGUCUUUUUUUAAAUGAAUAGUUCAUUAUGAAGUAGCAGGUGACAAAGUAUUUCUACAUUUAUUCAUGUUGGCAAUUACUCGUAAAAAAACGGGAAACAUUGAAAAAACUACUUUCCUAGUUAGACUCAUGACCCUCCAAAAGUUUUCCUCAGGUCAUGCGCCUUCCAAGUCCCCGUUCGACCAGAGCCCUCCUCAUCCUCCUGGUCUCACAGCGGGUGAGUGACAACCGGCGGGCGUUGGUUAGUGGUUAGU